Messenger RNA from Ictidomys tridecemlineatus (thirteen-lined ground squirrel), 3044 nucleotides. RefSeq names its product eukaryotic translation initiation factor 2A (gene Eif2a). Gene Ontology annotation, cellular component: cytosolic small ribosomal subunit. Gene Ontology annotation, biological process: translational initiation. NCBI's taxonomy places the organism in Eukaryota, Metazoa, Chordata, Mammalia, Rodentia, Sciuridae. The record is from RefSeq and is a predicted model, not a curated record. Gene Ontology annotation, molecular function: ribosome binding; translation initiation factor activity; tRNA binding.
UCGGCCCCGAGGCUGGCGGCCCCGGAAGCACUCGCUCGCAGCCUCCACGCCUGGGGAGACGUGUAGGGGCCGGGUUCGGCCCUCGUUGAACUCUCACCCCAGCGCACAGGUUUCUUUUUCCGGGACAAGAUGGCGCCUUCCACGCCUCUGUUGACAGUCCGAGGAUCAGAAGGAUUGUACAUGGUGAAUGGGCCGCCGCACUUCACGGAAAGCACAGUGUUCCCAAGGGAAUCUGGGAAAAAUUGCAAAGUCUAUGCCUUUAGCAAGGAUGGAACCUUAUUUGCCUGGGGCAACGGAGACAAAGUAAAUACCAUCAGUAUCACUAACAAGGGACUGCUGCACUCCUUCGACCUCCCAAAGGCAGUUUGCCUUGAAUUCUCGCCAAAAAACACUGUUCUGGCGACGUGGCAGCCUUACACUACUUCUAAAGAUGGCACAGCUGGAUUACCCAACCUACAGUUAUAUGAUGUGAAAAAUGGGACAUGUUUGAAAUCUUUCAUACAGAAAAAAAUGCAAAAUUGGUGUCCAUCCUGGUCAGAAGAUGAAAUUAUUUGUGCCCGAAAUGUUAACAAUGAAGUUCACUUCUUUGAAAACAACAAUUUUGAUACAAUUGCAAAUAAAUUACAUUUGCAAAAAAUUAAUGAUUUUGUUUUAUCACCUGGGCCUCAGCCAUAUAAGGUAGCUGUCUAUGUUCCAGGGAGUAAAGGUGCACCUUCAUUUGUCAGAUUGUAUCAGUACCCUAACUUUGCUGGACCUCACGCCGCAUUAGCCAAUAAGAGUUUCUUUAAAGCUGAUAAGGUGACAAUGCUAUGGAAUAAAAAAGCUACUGCUGUGCUCGUGAUAGCCAGUACAGACGUGGACAAGACAGGUGCUUCGUACUAUGGAGAACAGACACUGCACUACAUUGCGACCAAUGGAGAGAGCGCAGUAGUGCAGUUACCAAAAAGUGGCCCCAUCUAUGAUGUAGCGUGGAAUUCCAGCUCCACCGAGUUCUGUGCCGUGUAUGGCUUCAUGCCUGCCAAGGCGACGGUCUUCAACCUGAAAUGUGACCCUGUGUUCGACUUUGGCACUGGGCCUCGAAAUGCAGCCUACUUCAGCCCUCAUGGACACAUAUUAGUCCUGGCUGGGUUUGGAAAUCUGAGGGGACAGAUGGAAGUGUGGGAUGUUAAGAACUACAAACUCAUCUCUAAACCAGUGGCUUCUGAUUCUACAUACUUUGCGUGGUGCCCAGAUGGUGAGCACAUCUUAACAGCCACGUGUGCUCCCCGGUUACGUGUUAACAAUGGGUACAAAGUCUGGCACUACACUGGCUCUGUCUUGCACAAGCAUGAUGUGCCAUCGAACGCAGAGUUGUGGCAGGUCUCCUGGCAGCCAUUUUUGGAUGGAAUAUUUCCAGCAAAAAGAAUAACUUACCAAGCAGUUCCAAGUGAAGUGCCCAAUGACGAACCUAAAGUUGCCACAGCUUACAGACCUCCAGCUUUGAGAAAUAAACCCAUCACCAAUUCCAAACUGCAUGAAGAAGAACCACCUCAGAAUAUGAAACCACACACAGGAAAUGAGAAGCCAUUAUCAAAAACAGCCCUUAAAAAUCAAAGGAAGCAUGAAGCUAAGAAAGCUGCCAAGCAGGAAGCAAAAAAUGACCAGAGUCCAGAUGUGGCACCAACUCCUACUCCGCAGAGCACAUCUUGGAACACCGUCUCCCAGGCAACUUCUGGUGACCCUGAAGUAGAUAAAAAAAUCAGGAACCUAAAGAAGAAACUGAAAGCUAUUGAACAACUGAAAGAACAAGCAGCAGCUGGAAAGCAGCUAGAAAAAAAUCAGUUGGAGAAAAUUCAAAAAGAGAAAGCCCUUCUCCAGGAGCUGGAAGAUUUGGAAUUGGGUAUUUAAAGAUUCACAGAAAGCAAGGUAUAAGCAUCCUCCCAUCAUUUGUGUAGAAUGUGAUGGACAUUCGAUCGGAGCAAUUUAUGAGUGCACGACUUCGGAAUGGACCCAGGACUGGACUGGUUGCCAGAGAGUAGCGCCAUUUGUAGUUCAACAUGUUGAUUUGUCGGUAGGACACUUGAAUAUUAAGUUGGCAUAAGAAAGACAUUGGGAUGUGUUAUGGAUGCAUUGUAUCCUUCCCAAAUUCCUUUGUUAAAGCCCAACCCCCAAUCUGAUGAUAUUUGGAGUUGGGGCCUAUUAUGGUUUAGAUAUGCUUUGUCCCCCAAAAGCUCAUUGUGAGACAAUGCAAAAGAGUGUAGAAAUUAAGUAGGUUAUAUGAGUCUUAACCUCCCCAGCACACUAUCUGUGGACAGGGAAUAACAGUGGUAACUAUAGGCAGGGAGGGUAGGCUGAUGGAUGUGGGUCCUUGAGGUGUGCUUUGGGGCUUAUAUUUUGCCCUAGUGAGUGGGGUUCCCUGCUUCCUGUCAUGUCCUGAGUUGCUUUUUGUUUAAGGUUUACCAUGUUUUCAUGAUUGGCACCUAGAAAGAAUCUACUAUUCAGACCCUCCCCACAUAAACAGGGGUGGAGAUUUUGCAGUCCUGCUGUUUUCCCUCUGUAUGUCACCACAGUUUGGAUUCUGCCAGUCUAAACACAUUUGGUAGGAUGCUCAUUGUUCUGUGGUAUCCCAAGCUCAAGCUCAUGAUAAAAUGGAGUACAAUGCAGCCUUUGCAACUCAAUGCUGGAAGACAGGGCUUGGCAAACUACAGCCCUUGAGCUAAAUCCUGCCCAACCCAGAGUAGAUUUCUAUUUCAAGUGGUUGAACAAUCAGAAUCACUUAGUGAGAUUCAGAUUUCAGUCUCUGCCCAUGACAUUGGGGCCAACACAGUCAUGCGUACCCCUUAACACACUGUCCACACUGCUUCUGCCACUGCUGCAGAGUUGCAUGGUUGCAACAAAUUGUGUUCUUGCAAAACCUGACACAGUGACUCUCUGUACCUUUACAGAAAAAUUUACUCACCCUGUGUAGAAUACAAAAUAACACGAAAAUAAUCAUCCUUAUGCAGGUGUUGCACCCCCUGUGAUCUCUACCAGUAAGCAAGAAGUGAGAUUGCUGGGUCUUGUCA